Didymodactylos carnosus is the source of this 465-nucleotide messenger RNA. The record is from the annotation of a GenBank genome assembly. Lineage: Eukaryota; Metazoa; Rotifera; Eurotatoria; Philodinida; Philodinidae.
AUGCGAAAAGUUAUUGAAGAGGCAGGCGUGGAGGAUGUAAAAUUAGUCUAUGGCAAAAGUGAUUUCUUUCACACAGCAGGGAAAGCAUUCGAAGAAUUGAAUAUUCUGGCAUUAAUGUAUGCAGAUGAUUUAGUGACAAUGUGUAAAAGCGCUGAUGAACUGGAGAAAUUUAUAACAACUUUUGAAAAAGUGAUACAAGGAUUCAGACUAACCAUGAGUGUCAAAAACACGUGUAUUAAGACGUUGAAGCAACUGAAAGAAGAUUCGGCACGAAGAAUCAUCAAGGACGAAGAGGCAGAUAUACCCGACAUUGAUAUUGUUAUACGAAAUCAAAAAGUUGAUAUUGUCGAGUUCUUCGCUGGAUGUUUUGUGUCGAGAGAUCAGUCUCCCGAAAUCGAAACAGAAGCAAGGAUAGCAAAGGCGUCAACGGCAUUUAAUAUGCUUCGAAAUGCUAUUUGGUGCUGA